AUGCCUUUGGCUACAAAGCUGGUACACAUCAGUGUCGUGUGAGAGGAUGACCGCAACAAAAUGAAUAUAUUACUAAUAUUCACGCUUCUCACAUUCUCGCCAUCGGCUGCACAGAGGACACGUACCCAUGACAAUGUCUAUUGCAACCAUACGGUAUUGAAAGACACUGGCACACUAUCGGUACAGCAAUGCAAAGAACUUUGUCUAAGGAAGGCUAAUUUGUGUAAAUCAGACACUGGAACUACACAUACAGGAACAACUGUUGGAUCUAUACCAGUUGAUGUGAACUGUUUCAAUAUUAAACAUGAAGAUCUUAGCCCAAACUGUAUAUUCUCCUUCCAGGCUAAUGUCAAGGCUGACAUGCAAGUAGCGUCAGGAAUUACAAAAAUAAGGUCAAGAGCAAGGAAAACAGUUACCUUCAAACGUGUACCAAAACCAGUGGUAUUUGCACAAGUGCUCACGGGAAUCGAUAAUCCACAACAUGGCCAUAUUGUAGUACAUGAUAUACAAGAAACUGCAGCUGUUCUAGGGGUAGAGUCUGUGACCAAUAUAGAUGAUGAUACGGAAUAUGAUGGUGAGUUCUACGUUGCAUGGUUUGUUAUCGGAGAUGAUAAUAUGUUCAAAGAUUUCGGAUCGUACCAUGUACACCUAGUGAAAGAAAAUUUGAAUGGCCCAGGAUAUCGCAACGUAGUUGUAAAAAAGAAUCCAAAAACAACUGAAAAGUGGCCUAGCAAUAUAGCGCUAUUUGCGCAAUCACAGGCACCAAAUAUAGACAUAACAGCGAAACUAACGGUUGGAGAGCAAAUAAACAUAAAUAUUACCGCUAAAAACAAUGAUAGAGAAACUUUAACAUCAGGAAGGAGAGCUCCAAUGGAUGUAGCACUCCUACUGGUUGAUCUAGAUCACUUCAAAGAUGGAAAUGUAGUGGAAUUUGGUAAUAUGGCGAUCACAUCACCAAUAACUAAAUUCGACGGCGGCAUGCUAAACCUUAAUGUGGCGGAACUAAAACAGCCACUUGUAUUCUUCACACCAUACUAUAACAGAAGUCAUGAACAACAUCCUAGAGCUACAUGCUGGUCAGAUGGGUCAACAAAGGAAAGCACUAACUUCAAGUGUAAAGUUGAACCUGAAACAAUGGUUACGCCACCAUAUACUGGUAAACUCAACGUUGCAUUCUUAGCCGUAGAAAAGAUGAGUGAAGAUGAUCAAAAGUUAUACCUACAGUUCCAAUAUAACCAAUGUGCCACAGCUUACGCUACCGCCAACGCCACGUCGGACUCCGAACCAAUACUUAGGAUGAAACCUGAAGAUAUGCUGUGUAAAGAUAGAUGCUUCCAAUAUAGAGCCCCGUGCAAUGGAAACGUAAAUUGUAUACAGUCGUACUUGGGAGGAAAAUGCUCCAUAGAAGGAGUUAAAUAUAUGAAACAUGAACAAAAGCAAAAGUCACAUAUAUUUAUGGACGCAAUUAGACUACUCAACUUUGAAAUUAGAGGUGCUGUAUGCACAGGAAUGUACGAUGCCGUGAGUAUAGACAGCGUCAUGGAACGACAUUCAGAUUGGGCAGGAGCAGCAAUGGAUAUCUGUGUACACAAUCAACAAAGAGAUAAAGUAAUGGUAGUAAUCGAUGAACAUGUUUCGUUUAACUUCUGUGAAGCACACAUGGGAAUGAGGGUACAACUAAAAUGGCAACCACUGUCCGAACUCAAAGAUAAAUACACCAAAGACGGAAAACCGUUACCAUUGAAGGAAGUGUUCAAGGAUAAAAUAGUAUAUGGUAUAUGCCAGUACCAAGACAAAGUAGAGAUUAAGCAAUAUCAUCCAUACCCAGAAACUGUGUACGAAGAAGAUGAUCUUGAACCGACAAACGCAGACUGUGUUGAAUCGCAAUGGGAAGAAUGGGGAAGUUGUAGCCUUGAUUGCAUCCCAGAAAAUGGAGAAGUUGUAAAAAAACGCUCGAGAUACAUCAUCAGACCGGCAUAUGGUACUGGAAAGAAGUGUGUCACAGAAGAAACGAAACAAUGCACAUUAAAAGAAUUACCUUCUUGUAACGAGGUAUGUCUAAUUACACAAUGGACCGAUUGGGGACAUUGCAUCAAUUAUCAACGAAAGAGAGAACGCUAUGUCAUGCAUUAUUCCAAAGUAUGUGAUAGCAUGGUACUCACCGAAACACAAGUUUGUGUCGUAAAUGACGUACUACCAGGAUGGGAUGACGAAGAUGAUGUAGAUGGCCAAGAUUAUGAUGCAUCCAUGCCAUUGCAUAGGUUGGGAAUACAUGAUGCAGAUACCCGAUUCAAAAGGAAAAGAUCACGACCAGCAGCAUACCCAACACGCAGACGACAUUCAUCAAGCUCAUCAGAAGGUGAAGAAGAAAUGGAAGAUGAAGGUGAAGAUGAGAAAGAGGAAGAAGAAGAGGAGGAGGAGGAAGAGGAAGAAGAAUAUGUAGAUGCAAGUGAUACUUUUGAUGAUCCAUCUGCCGGAGAAGAAACAGAGGAUUUAUAUUCCGCUUUCAAAGACAUAGAAGAUGACUCCAUGCAUGACGAAUCAGAUGAUCGAAGUAAGCAACAAACAGAUUGUCUGCUGUGGUCAGAGUGGUCAGGAUGCUCAACAGCUUGCGAUGAUACCAUCGGACACCAGUAUAGAAUAUCAAGCACCUGUGAUGCACAUAAUACCUAUGAACUUAAUCGAAAUGUACAAUCACGCAGGUGCACUGCUACAAAUCAAUGUGAAAUCGGAGGUAAAAUAAACUGUCUAGAUGUCAGAAGCGUUUUCUACUCUGAAGCAGAUGACCAAACUUGCAGAGAGGAAUGCACGCAACUGCUGCAAAUAUGUAAAGACAACGAAGAAGUAAAUGAAACACUAUGUUUUGCAAGACUUAAAGCAGAGUCAGCAGACGCAGGUGGAUUCUUCUUCAAGUGUAUGUUCCCCGAAGAACGAGAGUCAACUAUAGCAUUGAUGCAUUCACUCUUCAAAAACAAAUGUUUCCUCUCUAAGGCAAUAUACUCUACCACAGACAACUCUUGGGUAAACAAAAAUACACAAAGCUGCCAUUGCGCAAUACCAGGAUCUAUACCAUGCACAGCAAAAGAUAUACAUAUUACACGAAAUGACAUAUACAAGGAUCUUAUAGAGUCAGGGUUUUGCCCUACUAUGAACUAUAAGCAGGGUCUCUUUAACUUAAAGAAAGGAUCUACCGCACCAGAUUCACUAACUUACGUAUCACUGGCAAACAACAAUAGGCUGCAUUGCCCAUUGGGUAUAAAUGAAGAAGUAUUCACAUACACUGAGUUCAAGGGAGAAGAACUUAAAGAUUACUGCCAAAGAGGGCCUAUAUAUGCAGCCCUGAAACCAACGGUCACGCAACCUGUCACCCAAUACGCCCAUAACUAUGACUGUAAUACCGCAGUCAGCACAGGAAAUGCAAGUAAUAUGGAAUGUGUUAACCUUUGCAAGACAUUGAGAACAAGGUGCUUAUCAUACCAGGAAAAAUACUUCCAAUGUAUCAAACAGAGACUGACGCUUGACUUCCAGUAUGAGUCAGACCUGUUUACUACAUACAACUGUAGACUUCCGCCAACACUCGAUGCAUAUUUUGAUGUGGACUACUACGCAUUCUAUAUAUCCACCUUUGACAGCGAACACAUGGACAAAAAGGCCUGCACUAUCCUAGUGCAAAAUGCAAUUCUACAGUGCGAAGCAAACGAACUUUUGGAAAACAAUAACUCGUUUAUAUGGUGCAUGGCAUCUGCACUAGGUGACCUGGAACCUACAACACAAGCAUCACCAAAAUCACCGUUCGAAACACAACCACUGGCAGCAUCACGAUUUAAAGAAAAGUGUAAAUUUCAACCAUCACUUAAAGCGGGAAGUGGAUACGUCAUGUGCAGAUUCCCAGCAGAAAUGCCAACGUACGCUAAUUGGGACGAAUGGUCACCAUGUACAGCACAGUGCAAUGAAUUUGAUAGUGUCGCAACGAGAUAUAGAACAAGAAAACUAAUAGAUGGGAAAGAAACGGCAUUCUACCACAUAGAGGAUGGUACAUUACAAUUUGAAAUGUGCCUGCACCUGCCAGGGUGUGAACAGGGAAGGUGGGUAGACAGCCUAAAUGAUGGCGACGGUAAAAUACAUAUAUUGGACCACGAAGCAUAUAAAGAUACUAGCAGCGAAACAACGAAUAUAUGGCUGGAACAAACAUACAUGCAACACCCGGAACUAAGAAAUGCCGUUGGUAAAAAUGCAAAGUGUCAUAUUUUUAAAUCGCAUAAAAUAUUAUCGUCAAAGGGGGUAACCUGUGGAUGCCCUAGAGGACAUAAAGCAUGCUCUUUCACAACCGCAAUGACAGAUCAACUGUGGAAAAUGGGAAUGCACAACUUCUGUAGAGAUCGACCAUUGGCAUCCAUACGAUUCGAAGGAGAAACAAGCGACUAUGUCUACCAUUGUAAAAUCGGAAUGCUGCUGAAACAUACAGCAGAAAGCGGCGCACUGGGAUGCGAUUAUUAUGACAACAACGAAUACGUAGCAUGCGAAGAAACAGAAAGUAAACCACUCAUCCUGAGAUCAAAACACUUCACCCUGAUGGGUGUAUGCCUAGGAAUUGUCUUCUGCCUGUAUACGACAAUACGACACAUCCUGAAGAAACGACGUAUACGCAUUAAUGAACAGAAAAAAGACGAAUAACACUAUAAUAAUGUUUGUAAAAUACUCAUAAUUUAACACAUGUAACAGCA
Molecule: messenger RNA, 4724 nt
Organism: Babesia bovis T2Bo
Lineage: Eukaryota; Apicomplexa; Aconoidasida; Piroplasmida; Babesiidae
Product: putative integral membrane protein
Exons: 1
Coding region: 61-4674 (1537 amino acids)
Source: RefSeq, a predicted model, not a curated record